Neopsephotus bourkii (Bourke's parrot) is the source of this 3269-nucleotide messenger RNA. It is a transcript of the gene ADAM9, whose product is annotated as ADAM metallopeptidase domain 9. Gene Ontology annotation, biological process: transforming growth factor beta receptor signaling pathway; membrane protein ectodomain proteolysis; cell-cell adhesion mediated by integrin. The transcript has 22 exons. NCBI's taxonomy places the organism in Eukaryota, Metazoa, Chordata, Aves, Psittaciformes, Psittacidae. The record is from RefSeq and is a predicted model, not a curated record. Gene Ontology annotation, cellular component: plasma membrane. Gene Ontology annotation, molecular function: integrin binding; metalloendopeptidase activity. The coding region runs from base 16 to 2580 and encodes 854 amino acids.
ACGGGGGCUGCGGUGAUGCGGACGCGGAGCUCCAUGGCUUGGGCCUGGGUUAGGACCUGGGCCCGGGCGGCGCGGAGCUGCCUCUGCCUCCUGCUGCUGGUCGCGCCCGGGCAGCCGGCCCGUGAGGGUUUCCAGCAGGUUUCUCUGUUGUCUUCCUAUGAAGUUGUAAUCCCACAGAGGUUAGGAAGAGAACGGCGAGAGGCUUUCAACGUCUCCUCUGUACAGGACAAGGUGUCCUAUGCUGUUGAGAUAGAGGGCAAAGAAUACACGCUUCAUCUAGAAAAGAACAAAGAACUGCUGCCCAAAGAUUUCACCGUUUAUACCUAUAACAAGGAGGGAAAGUUGCAAUCUGAGCAUCCAGAUGUCCAGGAUCACUGCCAUUAUCAGGGAUACGUGGAGGGGAGCCUGGAUUCUAUGGUCGCUCUCAGCACUUGCUCGGGGCUCAGGGGCAUGGUGAUGAUGGGGAACAUCACCUAUGGGAUUGAGCCCAUGGAUUCCUCUUCUGGCUCUGAGCAUAUUUUAUAUCGAUUGGAUAACGUGAAGAAAGAGCCCACAAUGUGUGGAGUAACUGCUGAAGACCACGACAGUGAGCACAGGGAGGAAGAUCACCAUCCCAGCAUGACUCAGCUGCUGCGAACAAAGAGAGCAGUCCUACAUCAAACCAGAUACGUGGAGCUCUUCAUAGUUGUGGAUAAAGAAAAGUUUGAAGACUUUGGGAAGAGUGAAACAGAAGUAAGAGAACACAUGGUGCAACUGGCAAACUUCCUUGACAGUAUGUACAUCAUGCUGAACAUCCGUGUUGUACUGGUGGGUUUAGAGAUCUGGAAGUAUGAAAACAUCAUCAGCACGGAUGGAGGAGCUGGUGAUGUGCUGGCAAACUUUGUGCAGUGGCGAGAGAAGAACCUUGUUUUGCGCCGGAGACAUGACAGUGCCCAGUUUGUCCUGAAGAAGGGGUUCGGUGGCACAGCUGGAAUGGCCUACGUGGGAACAGUGUGCUCCAAGAGCCACGCAGGAGGCAUUAACGUGUUUGGAAGGAUCAGUAUACAGAUGUUUGCAUCAAUUAUGGCUCAUGAGCUGGGACAUAACCUGGGGAUGAACCACGAUGAUGAACGCGUCUGUCACUGUGGAGCAAGCAGUUGCAUCAUGAACUCUGGAGCAUCGGGAUCGAGGAACUUCAGCAGCUGCAGUGCAGAAGACUUUGAGAAGCUGACUCUCAACAAAGGGGGAAGCUGCCUGCUCAACGUUCCCAAGCCUGAUGAAACCUACAGUGUCCCGUACUGUGGGAACAAGCUGGUGGAUGCUGGGGAGGAGUGUGAUUGUGGCUCACCAAAGGAAUGUGAAAGUGAUCCUUGCUGUGAGCCGGGCACUUGCAGGCUCCGAUCCGGUGCCGUGUGUGCUUAUGGUGACUGCUGUAAGAACUGCCAGCUCCUUCCUGGAGGAACCGAGUGUCGGGCGAGUAGCAACGAGUGUGACCUCCCAGAGUACUGCAAUGGCACGUCCCAGUUCUGCCAGCCAGACUUCACUGUGCAGAACGGGCACCCCUGCCACAAUGAGGAAGCUUAUUGCUACAACGGGGUCUGCCAGUACUAUGAUGCACAGUGCCAGGAUAUCUUUGGCUCCAAAGCCAAAGCAGCCCCCAACAUCUGUUUUGCUGAAGUGAACUCCAAGGGUGACAGAUUUGGCAACUGUGGUUUCCAUGGUCAUGACUACAAGAAAUGUUCCAGCUGGAAUGCCAUGUGUGGGAAGCUGCAAUGUGAAAACGUGAAAACCAUGCCUGUGUUUGGAAUCAAGCCUGCCAUUAUCCAGACUCCCAUUCGAGACACCACGUGCUGGGGUGUGGAUUUCCAGCUAGGCUCCGACGUCCCGGACCCAGGAAUGGUGAAUGAAGGCACCAAAUGUGGUAAUGGGAAGAUCUGCAGACACUUCCAGUGUGUGAGUGCCUCUGUUCUCAACUACGACUGUGACGUGGAGAAGCAGUGCCAUGGACAUGGGGUGUGCAAUAACAACAGGAACUGUCACUGUGAACCAGGCUGGGCCCCUCCUUACUGCGACGUGAAAGGCUACGGUGGGAGCGUGGACAGUGGGCCGCCCUACAGUGACUCCUCGCUGAGGAAUGGGCUCCUGGUGUUUUUCUUCCUGGUCCUCCCACUCCUUGUGGCUGCUGCUCUGGCGUUUGUGAAGCGAGACAGGCUGAAGCGGUGGUGUCGAGGAGCGAUGUCGCGCUGCCACGUGUCACGUCCAUCACCACCUCCUAGGACAGAAGCUGAGCCAAGAGGGCACCAGCACCACCAAGGCUUCUCGCAUGGCAUGCCCUAUGCACCGAGGGGUGCCCCUAUGGCUAUGGAGCCAAACACCUUUCCUGUCCCAUCUUACCCAGUUAACCAGCACCCUCAACAGGCUUACCACCAGUCUUACUACCCACCUCUGCAGUACCAGGCCCCACAGGCACAGAAGCUGCCGACAAGGCCCCCACCUCCGCAGCAGCAGUGUGCACCUCAGGGACCGCCUCCAUCACAGCACCGGUGCUUACCUCAGGGACAGUACUUCCCUUCUCGACCUGCACCUUUGCCUCCCAAAUAGCUUUUGGCUUCUGUGGGGCCUUGACAAGAGCUGACCUGGUCACUGAGAGCUCAGAUUGCAGUUAACCCUUCGGGCAUGGAAGUGGCCCUCGAGCCUCCCCGCUGCGGCCUGGGAUGAGGCGGAUGAGAUACAGCACCGAGGAAUGUAACACUUUAAAUACCUCUACCAAAGCUCCAGGGACUGACAACACCGAGCCCCCAUUCCCAGCUUUGGGAAUGGUGUUGGGCUGGAAGCUCGGGCACUGCUGGAGCUCAGCACUUGGGAGCUGCUUUGGGAUCCCCAGGAUGCGCCCGGAUGCGGGAGUGGUGUGGGAUGUGCAGUGAGGAGCUGAAGUGACCCCGUUACCCUGCUCAAAGCAAGGAGGAUCAGGCCAGUUAACUGCAAAUCACUUUGCAAGGACUGGAAGGCAUUGUCCACUCACACAACGACGGCACAGGGGGUAAUAAGGUGUCAGUGUACUCUUUCAGAGGAAGAUAAAUGUAUUGUGCACAUGUUUAUGCAUGUAUAUAUGUGUAUUGAUGUGUAAUAAUGCACUUAAAUCCUUUCAUGCUGACUGACACUAAGCUGUGCUGUAGGAGCACUAAAUUUAACGGUUUAAAAUGAGGAAUGAUGAGUUGCUAAAUGAGAAUCCUGUACUAACGUCCACUAACACCCCCCUAUUGGGGUAGUGAAAAUCAAGGUACGAAAAG